Messenger RNA from Pungitius pungitius (ninespine stickleback), 1745 nucleotides. RefSeq names its product developing brain homeobox 2 (gene dbx2). The coding region runs from base 414 to 1124 and encodes 236 amino acids. Gene Ontology annotation, molecular function: DNA binding; DNA-binding transcription factor activity, RNA polymerase II-specific. NCBI's taxonomy places the organism in Eukaryota, Metazoa, Chordata, Actinopteri, Perciformes, Gasterosteidae. The record is from RefSeq and is a predicted model, not a curated record. The transcript is spliced from 4 exons. Gene Ontology annotation, biological process: regulation of transcription by RNA polymerase II.
GCACUUUGCAAAUGAACUCCGGGGGUUUGAAUGAGGCACAAUGGGAGGCUGGAGAAAAGAGAGAACUAUUUACUACUGGAGAAGAGUGUUUGGUGCGUGUUAAACUUUGGCCGGCAGUUCAUUGUCUCUGGUGUCUAUCAUUUAAUAGGGUAGUUGACAUAAUGAAUGAGCCAGACCCACCUUCUGCCACUCCAGAAAGGCCCCGGCCUUAUCUGAAUUGAGAAGCACAUUAGAGCCUCUCAGCCAAUCAGCGCACGGCCCCGCAGCAAAGUGCAGGCCCAAAGAGGACGAGCGGAGAGAACUUUUGUUUUCCUCCCGAGUUUAAUGAAGUUGGCCUGGUCACUCAAGAAGGGAUUAAAGGAGAAUUUAGUGUCACUGAGCUCGAGUGUUCAGGGUCACUGUGUGUGAACAGGAUGGUCUCAGUUCACAGCUGCGCCGGGAGGAAUAUGGCCGGCUCUCCUCCUGCUCCACCCGGCUUCGGGAACUCUGGAAAGAGUUUUCUCAUCGACAAUCUGCUGCAGUCGCAGACACCUUCGGUCCGUCACCUGCGAAGGGCCGCGUGUGAACGCCCGAGGAGGAGCUGGGGCUCUGAGCACGGAGCCUUUCAGGCCCACAGCCCCCAGCAGGGGAAAGAUUUAGGAGGGCCGCUGCUACCACACUCAGGUGUACUGAGCAGUGUUUUCCUGCGGAGCCCGCCGUAUCUGCUGGCGUGCUGCGGUGGGUCCAGCCCCCCUCCUGUUUUCUCCAAGGUGGCAAAUAUUCGAAUGUGGUCUGCUGAUAUAAGUCCUAAAUCAAGAAGAGGGAUCCUCAGAAGGGCCGUGUUCUCUGAAGAACAACGGAAAGAGCUCGAGAGAACUUUUCGGAGACAGAAAUACAUCAGCAAGACAGAUCGGAACAAGCUGGCAGCAGAUCUCAGUCUCAAGGAGUCCCAGGUAAAGAUCUGGUUCCAGAACCGCCGAAUGAAGUGGCGGAACUGUAAGGAAAAGGAGGUUCAUAACACUCGAUCCCCAAUGGAUGAGCUCAUGGCCCGAGGUCUUGCUCAGGAGGAGGAAGAACCAUUGCAGAAACACUGUGACUCAAAGACGGAGAGAUCAACGCCACAGAAGAGUGGCUGGGACACAUGAGAGAUAGUGAUGGGUGAAGUAAACCAGCGACUCGCAAAUCCACAAAAGCGAUUAAAAAGAGUACCGGGAGGGCAAUAAAAUGACAUGGAUGAAAAACACUGUCGAGACUAACAUGACUAACGUUAACUUUUUAAUGAAUGUUUUGUCAAAACCUUAUUAAUUAUUACUAUGAGGUUCAACUGCUGUGUCAAUCAUCUCUUUGCGUCUCUGUGGCUUCGGUGUACGAUCUACUGAAAACUCUUUCCCGGUUGCUGUGGUUAUAAUCCGUCAAAUGCACUUCAAUUAGUCUCUUCAUUCAGUGCAUUUACGCUUUUCUUUUUUGGGACAGCUUUGUGACAUAAUCCAAAAGUGAAUUCAAAUCAUUUGGUACAUUCUGUAAAUAUCUUCUUUUUUUUUUAUGAUCGUGAACACAGGUCAACUGUAAAUAAAGUGUUUCCACAUUGAUUAUUCCGACUAUGUAUAUACAGUUCAACAGAUACACUAUCUAUACUUUCUGGAAAUACAUACAGCUUGUGUUACUUAUUAAAAAGAAUGUGACCAGCACCUUUAUUUUCACUAUCAUAAACUAUCAUAAAACUAUAAUGCAAGAUGCACACACUAAAGGACUGCUUCUCUAUCGCA